AUGGGUGGUAGUUGGGGAGUUGAGAAAGCCGGUUUCUUACCAAGUUUGCAUGCCUGUCCGUCAAAUCGACAAUGCGUUGCUUGGUGCUGUGAGUUUUGCCAGGUCAGCGCAGACAGUGUGUACUUCGGAUGCGAGCAAGACCGCUACUACCAUGUAGGAACAGUUGAACGCUACAUCUCGAGCUCCGUGAUAUCUCUUUUAAGGCCUUUUGCAACAAUUUUGUAUCAGACUCAUGGAGAGGAUCCUGCGUCUGUCCACGGUGAGGCUGAACGCCCAACGAUCGCCUUUCCACUGUGGGUCAUGGAUCAGUUGAUAAUCACCGAAGAGGGUGAGGAAGCGCCAAAGCUAAAUGAUCCAGACUUUUCAACCUACGGAAUAAUCCGUGCGCAGAACAGAAAGGGCAUGCAGGAGGCCUUGAAUGGCCUCGAGUUCAAGCCAGGGCGCACAUUCACAUUCGGCUUUUGGUGUAUUGCACAAUUUGUGGAUGCCAUUGGUUGGAGAGUGCCAGCGAGGGGCGUAAUUCCUGAAGUCAAGCUCAAUGAAAUUGGUACUCACCCGCCAAUCUACGUGACAAUGUAUUUACUCCGUCCACAGGAUCAAUGGACAGAUGUGCAGGGGCGUCGUGACACUCGACACUUGGACUCCAGGAAGAUUUACAUUUGGCGUGUCUCACUUUGGAGCUCUGCUCUGCCACCACCGUUGGAGCGCCAAAAGGACUGA
Messenger RNA from Durusdinium trenchii, 720 nucleotides. Lineage: Eukaryota; Dinophyceae; Suessiales; Symbiodiniaceae. The record is from the annotation of a GenBank genome assembly.